AGAGCAAAGGAGUUGGGAAAACAAUGUCAACCUCUCUACCUCCAGAGGUGAUGGUGGAAAUAGUGUCGAGGUUGCCACCAAAAUACUUACUCCGAUUCCGGUGCGUCUCAAAGACCUGGCUUGCUGUUAUCGACGGAAACCAUUAUCUCUUCUCUAAAAACCUCCUCAACCAGUCUAUUCUCAACACCCAAAACACCACCUAUCCUCUUCCGCUCAUCCUCGUCAAAGCCACAGACAAAUCGAACUCGGAAGAGUCUGUGUUCUAUUCCCUCUCUUACGACACCCUCGACUGUUUGUCUCAGAUCCCGAUGAAGUUCCCUCCAGAAAAUCUCCCUCUAGGACGCGUUCAUCUCUUCAUAAGACCACACUUCGCUUCCUCUAAUGGGCUACUAUGCCUUUACGAUUUCGAAACCACACGCGUCUAUAUCUGGAACCCCGCCACGCCAUCUGUAGGAUUGAAGGCUCUCCCGCCCUUGUCUCCUCACCCUUUUCACUACGAGAUAGAUCUCCGUCCGUUCAGCGUUGGGUUCGGAUUCUGCCGGAAGUCCGGCGACUUCAAGGUGGUUAGCCUUCGUCACGUUGCGAACGACAAUGGUUAUGGUAUGGCAAAGCAGAUAGCGGAAGUGUACAGUUCGAGCAGUGGUUGUUGGGGACUGCUUAACCUACGCGUGCCCUGUGCUGUUUUUGCCCAUCCACAGACUUUGGCUUUGGAUGGGGUUUUCUUGUGGUUGGCGGAGCAAGAUGACGGCGUAAUUAUUUCUUUCGAUUUCACCAAGGAUGUGUUCCGUACGACACCGCUUCCGUACUCUAGAGAUUUAUUGUCUUUUUCUCACCAAUUGAUGGGAUUGAACGGGUAUGUUGCUGUGGCGGUUUUUCCUCACGCUGAUACGAAUAUAAAGAUGUCUUUGGAGAUAUGGGUUUUGCUCGAAAUUGGUGUUAAGGAGUCGUGGCGUAGAUUUAUUAGCAUUGAGCCUCCCAUGGAUUUGGAAAGGCCAUUAGGGUUUUGGAAGAACGGGGAGUUGUUCAUGUUGAACAGGGAGGGGCAGUUGGUCUUGUAUGAUCCUUUUACACAGACAAAGAAUCAUCUUCAGAUUAAAUGGCUUAAGGACUCGUUUCAAGUCGUUGUACUCUACACGCAGACUUCGGUCGAGCUUGGAGGGGAGUAUAAUCUGUGA
Molecule: messenger RNA, 1175 nt
Organism: Alnus glutinosa
Lineage: Eukaryota; Viridiplantae; Streptophyta; Magnoliopsida; Fagales; Betulaceae
Product: F-box/kelch-repeat protein At3g23880-like
Exons: 1
Coding region: 24-1175 (383 amino acids)
Molecular function (GO): protein binding
Source: RefSeq, a predicted model, not a curated record